AUGCGGCGCGGCGAGUACCUGCAGUUCGCGCACGCUUUCAAUCGUGAAGGCGUGGGUCGUGAGGGUGGCACGUAUUCAGAUCUGGCAAAUGGCGGAAGCCCGAGUCACAUGACCCAAAGCCAUAUGAGCCAGAGCCACAUGGCACACGGCGGUCAGUUGGGGCUGGCUCAAGGUCACAUGGCUCAAGGUCACAUGGCUCAAGGCCACAUGGCUCAAGGCCAAAUGGCUCAAGGUCAGAUGGGGCUGGCUCAGAGCCAGAUGGCAUUGAGUCAGGAGUUCGAAGAUUACGAGGGGUCACCAUGGCGUGUGCAGCGGGUGAGUGAGGACACGGCUCGGUUAUUAAUGGAUUUCGGUUGUGAGCUAUUUGAUAUAUAUCGUCCAGUUCGUGACCCAAAAUAUGUAGCGUCAGAGUUGGGUGAUAGUGUGUUAUGUUUGUCACACACGGAGAUUUUAAAGGAUCUAUCAUGCUAUCUAUGUAAGGGGUUAUGUAAGGAGGCUAUGACUGUGAAGGAGUGUUGUCAUCGAUUUUGUAAUGACUGUAUACAGAAAUGGUUGCGUAGUGGGAAGCAGACAUGUCCGCAAUGUGUGUGUAAGAUACCUUCAAGACGAGUAUUGAGGGCAGACAAGAACAUGGAUCUGAUAAUUCAGCGUUUGUUCCCUGACUUGGAGCCAUUGCAACACUUCGAUCGGACACGUUCGCGGGAGUCUGUAGAGGCCAGUAGCGCGGAAAGUGGUGAGCCGGAGCUUACAUCUUCCUCGUCCCCGUUACCCAGUGAAGAUGAGGAAGAGGAAGAGAGUGUAGAGGAAGAGAGCGAAGAUGACGUCUCCCUUGAUGAAGACGAAGAAUUACCGACCCGCGCUAAACGGGGAAGACCAAAAGGCAGCACCAAUAAGAAAACCAUUAUUCCUCGUGUAAUACCACCCAUCUACAACGUACCCACCAUGGAAGAAAUGUACGCAGACGACUCCGGCUGCCUAGAAAUAUUCCUCGUAUGCCUUAACCAUAAUCUACCCACAGCCGUAUGCAGCAUGGCCAGAGAACUUAGCAAACGACCUAUGAAACUCGCUGUUGGGGCAACCACACGAGACGCUGCCAUGAUACUCGCAGAGAAGCUCGUCCGAGACGUAUUAGGACCAUUCGACGUACACUCCAUCGUCACAGAUCUGUCCUUCGUACGCGACGGAGAAAUUUGGCCCGCCGUUAGCGAUGCACCACUCAGUGAAGUUUGCAGACAAGUCACCGAAAGUCGCGGACCCAUUGCACUCCGAUACCUACUCAGCGACCGCCUUUUCUCACUCUGCGAACGUAUUGAAGCCGCCUACUGA
Molecule: messenger RNA, 1326 nt
Organism: Gregarina niphandrodes
Lineage: Eukaryota; Apicomplexa; Conoidasida; Eugregarinorida; Gregarinidae
Product: ring finger protein
Exons: 1
Coding region: 1-1326 (441 amino acids)
Cellular component (GO): ubiquitin ligase complex; PcG protein complex
Molecular function (GO): chromatin binding; ubiquitin protein ligase activity
Source: RefSeq, a predicted model, not a curated record